AUGAGCACGGCUGGAAAAGUUAUUAAGUGUAAAGCUGCGGUACUGUGGGAACCAAAUACUCCCUUCUCCAUUGAGGAAAUAGAAGUCUCUCCACCGAAAGCUAAAGAAGUUCGCAUUAAGAUUUUGGCUUCAGGAAUCUGUCGCACAGACGACCAUGUGAUAAAAAAAGCAAUGGCGGCGAAAUUCCCAGUGAUCGUUGGACACGAAGCAACUGGAGUGGUAGAGAGCAUUGGAGAAGGUGUUCAGACGGUAAAACCAGGUGACAAAGUCAUCCCCCUCUUUUUGCCACAGUGUGGAGAGUGUGCUGCCUGCCGUAACCCACAGGGCAAUGUUUGCAUCAGGAGUGAUUUAACUGGUCUUGGGGUCCUGGCUGAUGGCACUACCAGGUUUACAUGCAAGGGCAAAACUGUCUACCACUUCAUGAACACCAGUACGUUCACUGAGUACACAGUGGUGGAGGAAAUUUGUGUAGCCAAGAUUGAUGACGCGGCUCCUCCUGAGAAAGUCUGCUUAAUCGGGUGUGGAUUUUCCACUGGAUAUGGGGCUGCUAUGAAAACUGGCAAGGUCACCCCUGGGUCCACGUGUGCUGUCUUCGGCCUGGGAGGGGUUGGCCUGUCAGUCAUCAUGGGCUGCAAGUCAGCCGGUGCCUCCAGAAUCAUUGGCAUUGACCUCAACAAAGACAAGUUUGAAAAGGCCUUGGUGGUAGGAGCUACUGAGUGCAUCAGUCCCAAGGACUCUGCCAAGCCCAUCAGCGAGGUGCUGGCAGAGAUGACAGGCAACUCUGUGGACUACACUUUUGAGGUCGUUGGACGUCAUGAGACUAUGAUUGAUGCCCUGGCCUCCUGCCAUAUGAACUAUGGGACCAGCGUGGUGGUAGGCGCGCCUCCCACAGCCAAGCUGCUCAGCUAUGACCCCAUGCUGCUUUUCACGGGACGCACGUGGAAGGGGUGUGUCUUUGGAGGUUGGAAAAGCAGAGAUGAUGUACCUAAAUUAGUGACUGAUUUUCUAGCAAAGAAAUUUGACCUCGACCAGUUGAUAACCCAUGUUCUACCUUUUAAAAAAAUCAAUGAAGGGUUUGAACUACUCUACUCUGGGCAAAGCAUUCGAACUAUCCUCAUAUUUUGA
Dipodomys ordii (Ord's kangaroo rat) is the source of this 1125-nucleotide messenger RNA. RefSeq names its product alcohol dehydrogenase 7 (class IV), mu or sigma polypeptide (gene Adh7). Gene Ontology annotation, molecular function: all-trans-retinol dehydrogenase (NAD+) activity; zinc ion binding. Gene Ontology annotation, biological process: retinol metabolic process; retinoic acid metabolic process. NCBI's taxonomy places the organism in Eukaryota, Metazoa, Chordata, Mammalia, Rodentia, Heteromyidae. Gene Ontology annotation, cellular component: cytosol. The transcript is spliced from 9 exons. The coding region runs from base 1 to 1125 and encodes 374 amino acids. The record is from RefSeq and is a predicted model, not a curated record.